Molecule: messenger RNA, 6186 nt
Organism: Mercenaria mercenaria
Lineage: Eukaryota; Metazoa; Mollusca; Bivalvia; Venerida; Veneridae
Product: filamin A-interacting protein 1-like
Exons: 15
Coding region: 331-2379 (682 amino acids)
Source: RefSeq, a predicted model, not a curated record
AAUGAAAUACAUUUUUUAUUACCAUUAAUUAAGAAAAUAACAUGGAAAAUCGUUUUAGUAAUAAGAACAUACAAAACCAACAGAAACUCGAAUGAUCUUUCACAUUAUUUUUUAGCUUAAAUUAAACGGAGAUUAUUUUUCGAUACUAAUGCCUGCGAUUGUUUAACGAGUAUUGAUUGUUUAAACCAAAACUAGAUUACAACGCGGAAGUUAAAACAAUGCAUAAAGGAAGUAAUAAGCGUGUAACGGUUUUAGACUCAAAAUCAUGCGAGGAAUUAUAGGAAAUUAACGCAGUUAUAGACAUCGGUGAUAAAACAUCAUAACAUACAAAUGGGUGGUGCUCAGUCUACACAGAAGAUGGCAACGGAAGACAUCCUGAGGUUUUUGGAGGAAGAAGUGAAAACCUGGGGUGACAGCAUAAAAAAUCUUAGAGAAAGUUGGAAGAAUAAAGAGAGUUGGGUACCUGCAUAUCUGAGAAAACAGAUAGAAGAAACAGAGACAAGAUGGCUUAAUAUCAAGUCAAUAACAACAAAGCUUGAAGAAAAAAACGCCCGAAUUAAAUAUCCCGAAACAGCCAUGCAGUAUGCAUGUUGUUGUCAGGAAAUUCAAAGAAAAACAGAUGCUGAAAUGAAUCAACUGAAGAAAGAAAAUGAAACGUUACUUCGAAAUAAAGAGGAGACCGAGUUUAAAUUGAAGAAACUGAAAGAAAUAGCUACAGAACAACAAUACAAACUUUUUCCGUCAAAACUGCACACUGAGGGAAACGUUAAGACUGGUAACACUGCGUCGAAGGAUCGAUUACGUCGAGCUGAUGAAUAUAGAACUCUGGGCCAGGAUGAAUUUCUUAAAAGAAUGAUGAAUUUGGAAGAUGAAUUUGAAGAAGAAAAGGCCCAACUGCAGACUGAGAAAGAGAUAUUGGCCGCACAGAAAAACAGUCUUGAAGAACGUGUCGAACAUCUAGAAAAAACAAAUUCUGACUUGCAGGAAAGAAAUAGAGGAGGGUUAGACAAAACUGAUAGACUUGAAGCUGAAAAUGCAAAGCAACAAGAGAAAGAAACACUACAGCAAAGCCAACAGAUAAAAGAAGACAAAGAAUGUCAGACCGAAGAAGAAAUUGAAGAAACAUUUAGAAAGGCGAAAGACGAGCUGAAAGAGAAAUAUCUACACGAACAGUCGAAAAAUGAAGAAUUGAUUAAAGAAAACAACCGUCUAAUUGAAUGCAACACACGUCUUAGUAAAGAAAAGUCAGAAAUGCUGGCGAGCAGAAAUAAAAGCUCUUCAGAACAAACUGCCAAAGGUGAAACAGAACGCCAGAAGCAACAUAAUGAGGAACCAUUAAAGAAACAAAGUCAGCAAGUCAAAGCCACACAAGGAAAACAGACUGGAAGAGAUAACCCGAUAGAAUCAUUGAGAAAGAAGUGCCAAAAAAUGGAAAAAGACAAUCUAGAACUCCUCGACCAGAGGGAAAUGUUGAAAGCACAGAAUGAUUCGUUACAGACAUAUGCCAACCAACUUAAAGAAGAAAAGGAUGAAUUAUUGCUUAGGCUAAGUAAAUUCGCUGGAGACAAACUUGUUGAUAACAAUCCUGCAAUUACCGACCUGAGUGAUCCAAACCGACCUACUAAGCUUGGAGAGUUUUACAGCGAGAUAUACGACAAUGAAUGGACCAAUGCUUUUGAAGCGUUAGUACAUGCUGGCUAUGACGAAGUAAAAACGAUAGAAACAUUAAGACUGACGUUACAGAACGUGAUGCAAUUCUGUGAGAGAAAGUCUGAGCUUUUGUUACAAAAAGUUUCUGAUGCUGUAAAUCUACUGUUUGAAGAGUACCGACAAACUGUUUUAGAAAUGAGAAUGCCAUCGCAUUUAACAAUGCCAAAACAGCAGGCACGAGAUGUCGGACAAUUUCUUCGUCGUGAGAAGUCUUCGCUACAAGAUAUAAAACUACAGCGCAGAUGGGAGCCCGAUUCUGAUACAAAUGCCGAUAGUGUUAAAACGAGUUCCGAAAAAAUACUGAAAGACGAACACUCAAAAUUGAACGCUGAUACUAAAUUGAAGCAGCUGCGAAAAGACAUGGCGUCAUCAAUGGUGCCUAUUGUGCAAAAGGCGUACAUCGAAGCAAGCUGGACAAACAGAUGCAUAGAAGAACUAAAACCAUACAUUCUGAAGUGCCUUUACCUAGGCUGGAUGAUGGUUGUCCAAUCGCCACCGCUGGUCCUACAUGAAUUUCCCACCGAAAAAGAGAUAAAAUUUGAUAAAAACAUGUACAAAGAAUACACCGCAUCCGGACCUCUAGUCAGUUACGUGGUUUGGCCAGCGUUGUUGUUAGAGGAAAAUGGACCUGUCGUCUGCAAAGGCGUGGCAGAAGGGCAGAAACCCUAAAACUAGAUGUUUAGAUGUAGUACCGAUAAACAGAUGCAUGACUUGUGUAAAUGACAUAGCUAACACAAUGUUGGUGAUCUGCGAAGUGUCUUUUAUAUAACCACUACAUUUUAUGUUUUCGUGUUUUAUGAUACUUAAACAUUAUAAUUUUUUAGCUGAUUAAAUGAAACGCAAUAUGACCAGUGCGCUGUGGAAAAUGAACUUGCCGUGUCGUAUGGAAAAUGACACAAUACACAUUUCCAGCAACAAGAAUUCGGAUCGUAAGUUUGCCGAAGGAAUUCAAAACAAUCAUCAUAACUAUACACGACGUUUUAUUGUUUUGUGUUUAUCAGUUUUAAUUUUAUUUUGUGUUAAAACCUUGAUCUUCAGACAAUGGUUUUACAAUAUCUUCAUACAAUGUGUGCUGUUGAAAGCCAACAGUGGAACAUAAUUCUCUUCAUGUUCUAAACCGAUUUUCAUAACAUAUAAUUCUUGCCUUUGUGCUUCAUAAUAAUUUCCAUAAUUAAUUUUGAAGAACGAGAGCUGCAGGCUCAUUUUCAUUCGUUUGAGUUUUAAUCCAAUAAAGAGUUAUAUUCAACGUUUUUAUUUAAACACUUGAAGUAAUCUCAUUGCAUAAAUAUUAUCUUAAACAUCUUACAUUCCGAAUCUAGAACUUUCUAAGAAUUAUCUUUUAAACCUGUCUGUCACUGAUUCAACGUUUUUAUUUAAACAUAGGUUUGUGUACAGAAAUAAACUUUGACCUUGACAUUGACCUAGUGACCUAGUUUCACAUUUCUGUAGCUACAGCCUUCAAAUUUGGACCACACGCAUAGGUUUGUGUACAGAAAUAAACGUUGAUCUUGACAUUGACCUGGUGACCUACUUUCACACUUAGGAAGGUAUAGGCAUGUUAAGUUAUUUCUGUGUAGGAAUUAUAUAGUGUACUAUUUUUAGCCCACCAUCAUAAGAUGGUGGGAUAUUCAAAUCACUCUGCGUCCGUGGUCCGUCGUCCUUCCGUUCGUCCGUCCUUCUGUCCGUUAACAAUUUCUCGUUAUCGCAUCUCCUCAGAAACUACUGAGGGAUUUUAACCAAAUUUUCACAGAAUGAUGUAUUGGUAUCCUAGUUGUGUCCCUCUGAAAAUCAGACUGGUUCAACAAUUUUUGAAUGAGUUAUGGCCCUUUGUUUUUUUUUUAAAUUUACAUAGAUUUGUAUAGGGGAAAUCUUUGAAAAUCUUCUUGUUUAAAACCAAAGGGCCUAGGGCUUUGAUAUUUGGUAUAAAGCAUCAUCUAGUGGUCCUCUACCAAUAUGGUUUAAAUUAUUUCCCUGGGGUUAAAUAUGGCCCCGCCCUGGAGGUCACAUGGUUUACAUAGAUUUAUAUAGGGAAAAACUUUGAAAAUCUUCUUGUCCAAACUACAAAGCCUAGGGCUUUGAUAUUUGUAAUGUAGCAUCAUCUAGUGAUUCUCUACGUAGGUUGUUAAAAUUAUCCCCCUAGAGUCAAAUAUGGCCCCUCCUAAGUAGUUACAUUGUUUGUAUAGACUUAUAUAGGGAAAAACCUUCGAAAAAUCCCUUGUCCAAAACCACAGGGCCUAGGGCUUUGAUAUUUUGUAUGUGACAUCAUCUAGUGGUCCUCUACUAAGAUUAUUCAAAUUAAUAUGGCCCCAUCCUGGGAGUCACAUGGUUUACAUAGACUUAUAUAGGGAAAAACAUUGAAAAUCUUCUUGUUCAAACCACAAAGCCUAGGACUUUGAUUAUUAGUAAUGUAGCAUCAUCUAGUGGUUCUCUACGUAGUUUGUUAAAAUUAUCCUCCUAGGUUCAAAUACGGCCCUGCCCUGGGGGUCACAUGGCUCAUAUAGACUUAUAUAGGGAAAAACUUCUUUUUGUCGAUAACCUACAACAUUCAAAUUUGGACAACAUGUAUUGUUUGAGUGGCAAGAUGAACCUUGGCAUGAGUUGACCUUGAUCUUGACCUAGUGACCUACUUUUACAUUUUUGUAGCUACAGCUAGCCUUCAAAUUUGGACCACAUGGAUAGGUUUGUGUACCAAAACAAACUUUGACCUUGACAUUGACCUAGUGACCUACUUUCACAUUUUUGAAGGUACAGGCUUCAAAUUAGGACCACAUGCUUAGUUUUGUGUUCCAAACUGAAAUUUUACCUUGAUUUUGACCUAGUGACCUACUUUCACAUUUUUCAAGUUACAGACUUCAAAUUUGGACAGCAUGCAUAGUUUUGUGUACCGAAAUGAACUUGGAUCUUAAGAUUGACCUAGUGACCUACUUUCACAUUUCUGAAGCUACAGGCUACAAAUUUGGACCACAUGCAUAUUUUUGUGUUCUGAAUUGUAAUUUGACAUUGAUUUUUACCUAGUGCUUUCACAUUUCUCAAGCUGCAGCCUCUAAAUUUGAAGCACAUGCAUAGUUUUGUGUACCGAAAUGAACUUUGACCUUGAAAUUGAACUAGUGACCUACUUUCACAUUUCUCAAGCUACAGCUUUCAAAUUUGGACCACAUGCAUGGACCACAUGCACAGUGUUUUGUACCGAAAUGAAAAUUGAUUUUGACCUUGAGAUAGUCUUGAAAUUUGGAAGAUUCAAAAAUGGCUCAAUGGUGGGCGCCAAGAUCACUCUGUGAUCUCUUGUAUUGACAUAGUCCUGUCACUUUGGAGCAGGGAUAAACAUUCUGACAUUUCUUGCAAAUUUAGCCGGCUUAAACCAACCAGAAGUAUUUUUGCUACUGAGUAUUCCUAGGCGCAGCCCCACUAUUCGUUUGUGUUUCAUUCUCAACUUGAUUUCGUCUGUGUAUAAGUAUGUACAUGUUCAUUGCAUACUCUAUUGGAAGAUUGUGCCGUGGAUGUCAUUUGGAUCUUUUGAUUGCUUUCAUCAUUUAAAUACAUCUAAUUAGUAGAAAUCUUCUGUUAUGGUUUGAAAAGGAACGUCUGGAAUAUUAUUUCCGCAUUAUGAGGAUGCCAUUAACAUGUAAUAUACGUUUUUGUGCAAACUGUCAAUCUUUGGCAAAACUUUAUAUCAUGAAUAAUGUAAGAAGCAAAUAGGAGAGAUCGUGUUUGUAUACAAACCCGUUGUAUUUUCUAUUUUUAGCACUGAUAAGACAGAGAUCGGGUUGGCACACGCCGAGCGUCCAUGUUCUUUUGUAAAUAGUAAUGUUUUUCUAUCGGCUUAAAGUUCCUUAAAACUCAGAUUAUAUCAAUAGUUAUUUGAUCAAUGGAAAGGUUAUAAAACAAGCAAUUUAUUAAUAACUAUUAAUCAUUUUUUCGAAGUAAAAUGGAUGAGUUAUGAACGCUUAACUUACAGUGUUUUUCUAAAUGUUUUGAACAUCGCUACGCCGCUAUUAAAAUCAUAUGUCAUUUAAAAUGGUAACUCAUUUUAUAAAGAUAAUUGUAUAAGAAAAUAUCAAAAUCAUAAGCAUUUCAAAACUUUUUGAAUUUUUAAAAUCUUUAAAUAAACGAAAAAGUUAUUAAAAAUUAAAAAUUCCGAUCCCAUACAUAAACAAUGUAAAAGCAAUUGUUUUGCCAACCACCAGAUAAACAGGUGUUAAUGCGUGAUGUCACGGCGAUCUCUCUUAUAAUGAACAUAUCUAAAUGCAUUAAGAACAAUAGCCGCUUGUCAUUUAUCAAACUGUAGUCAGCAAAAGCAAUUAUUGUCUCUUUUUGUUUUGACAUAGUCUUUUCUGAUUUAUGCAGAAAGUGUGACAAGUGUUAUACGUAAAUUUAGAAAAAAUUAUACAUUUCUCGAAGAAACGCGCCAGGUCUUUGUCAUUCUUUUGGAAUUUAUAGUGCACUUUCAUGUUUAAGUAAUUCAAAAUAAAGAGUAAA